Molecule: messenger RNA, 1870 nt
Organism: Lasiosphaeria miniovina
Lineage: Eukaryota; Fungi; Ascomycota; Sordariomycetes; Sordariales; Lasiosphaeriaceae
Exons: 4
Coding region: 184-1413 (409 amino acids)
Biological process (GO): proteolysis
Molecular function (GO): cysteine-type endopeptidase activity
Source: RefSeq, a predicted model, not a curated record
GAGCGGCUAAGCCUGUCCAGCCCUCGCGUCCCGCUAGCUGGAGCCGGAUGGCCACUAGCGUCGUCGCGCCCGGCCUCCCGCUCUCCCGGCCCCAUUGCCCGUCCGGGGCCAGACCGGGACAGAUACGAGCGCGGCUUCCAGCUGGUCGAGCAGCGCCACAGCCAAAGCCGCAGCGCCGACCCGAUGCUAUCCAUCUCGUCGGCCCUCCGCGACGACCCGCGCUUCGGCAUGCAGCGCCUGUCGCUCGACGUCAACGGCCCCAUGUCUCGAAUGCCGAUCAACCGGCGCGCCAGCUUCGACGCCGAGAGGGACGGGGGCUUGGUGAGGAGGAAAGCCCCGAGCAUGAGCCCCGGGCGCGGCAUCAUGUCGCCGGCCCACCAAGUCUUCCGCCCCGCCGCCGUCCGGCCGCAGUACAACCAGGUGCACGCGCUGAUCCUCACGUGGUCGUUCCACGACCUCAAGACGGCGCCGUACACGGCGCAGCCGGACCCGGACUACAUCUCGCUCGAGGACGAGACGCGGCGGCUGCGCGACACGCUACGCAGUUACGGGUAUCACGUGCACGAGUUCCUAAUCCCCAUGGUGCGCUCCGUCGAGCAGCUACAGUCGCGCCUACGCCAGUUCUGCCGCUACGCUGCCGACGACACCUUGCUGAUGGUCUACUACCACGGCCACGGCAGCCUGGACGACGACAACGAGCUCGUGUUUAGCAGCCACGAACACCCCGACGACCCCGACUGGUCUGCUGCGGCGGCCGCAGACCUUUACGAGGCGCUAAUGACGGGCGACCCGUACGCUCACAGCCGGUCGGCGCAGGUGUCGCAGCUGCUCAAGAAAUACGAGCGCUACCGCCCCGUGGCCGAAGUGAAGUGGGACGACAUCCGCACGGCCGUGCUCGGCGCGCCGUGCGACAUGCUGCUGGUGCUCGACUGCUGCGCGGCGGGCGGCGCCAACCUCGGCCACGCCAGCUGGCAGCCGCCGCCGUCGGCCGAGGGCUACACCAAGCACCUGUUCGCGGCGUGCGGGUUCGAGUCGAGCACCAGCGACGACAUGACGGCCGCGCUGUGCGACGUGCUCGACGAGUGGGUGCCGCCGUCGCCGACGCCGCCGGCCUCCCAACAGCUGGUGCAGCAGCAGCAGCAGCAGGACGGGCGGCAGCGCAGCCGCAGCCGCGACGCCCGCGCCGCGCCGUUCCUGACCACCAAGCGCCUGCACCAGAUCGUGGAGGACCGCCUGCAGAAGGACUCGGCCGGCAGCCAGCCCAUCUUCAAGCAGCUGCUGCCGCUCGACCCGGAGCAGUACAUCACGCUGCCGAAUCUGCUGGUUUUGCAGCAGCAGCGCCAGAGGGACAGGGAGGUUGAGUGGGCGCAUGCUGUCGAUGCGGCCAAGCGCAGGGGCUAUAUUCUUGCUUGAGAGGGGAGGGAUGAUGGAUUGUGGGUGCAUGGUUGGAGUAGAGAGAUGAAUGGGCUGGCAAGGUGUUGAGAUGAGGGUUAGCAGCACGUAGAAUCCUGUGUGUGUGUGUGUGUGUGUGUGUGUGUGUGCAGGCGUUGGUGGAGUUGGUUCAAUGCAGCGGGCGUGAGCCUGUGAGCGAGUUUUGGCGGAAUGACUGACGACUGGAUGUCUGGCGUUGGCCGUGUUAUCGGAUCUGUUUUUUGCACUUCUUCCAUGUCUACCCUGCUUGUAUUUCGAUGUUGCUGGUGCAUUGGGUUGGUAGAGCCGUACUCUGGCCUUGCUCCUUUGUCAAAUAGCUAAGCGUUGAGGUAAUUUGUUGCCCGCAGACAACAGCCCUUGUGUCUGUCGUGUCAGUGUGGUGAAAAACUUUCAGGGCGAGCCGUAAUUUAUUAAGGCCCUUCAAAUCUAAACAUUUGGG